Trichoderma citrinoviride is the source of this 1542-nucleotide messenger RNA. RefSeq names its product MFS general substrate transporter. Bases 1 to 1542 code for a protein of 513 amino acids. Gene Ontology annotation, biological process: transmembrane transport. The transcript is spliced from 4 exons. Gene Ontology annotation, cellular component: membrane. Gene Ontology annotation, molecular function: transmembrane transporter activity. The record is from RefSeq and is a predicted model, not a curated record. NCBI's taxonomy places the organism in Eukaryota, Fungi, Ascomycota, Sordariomycetes, Hypocreales, Hypocreaceae.
AUGCCCUCGCCAGAUGAGGACGCAGAGGCUUCGCCACUCAUUCAGGAACCCCAAGAACACAUACACACCCAGGAUGACCAGCAGCGCACAUACGGGCUCGGCUGGGGCAAGGACGCUCUCCGAAAUGUCGGUUUGGCUGCAGCUUUUCUCGUCUUAUAUGCAUUUGCGGACAUUCUGAAGUACAUCUCCACAGUUCGGCUGAUUGAACUGGGAAUUUGUCGUGAGCACUAUCUCCAGAAUGGUCCCGGGUCUGACGAUAAUGAUUAUCACAAAAACAUCCCGGAAAUCCUCUGCAAACUACCGAGCAUUCAACAGCAACUCGCCCACUUGCGGGGCUACUUGGGAACCCUGGAAGCAAUUGUCGGCCUGGUCUUUACGCUCCCAUAUGGCCUGCUUAUUGACCACUUGGGCGAACGCUUAGUCGCCGGGAUCAAUGUGGUAGGAUAUCUGCUCUCAUGUGCGUGGAUCAUCAUUGUGUGUUACUGCUGGCAAUUGCUCCCCAUCCGAAGCGUCGUGUUGGCACCGCUGUUCAGGGUAAUCGGUGGUGGAUCUCCAAUUCUUUCGUCAAUUAUCUACUCAAUCGCAGCGAAGAGCACUCCACAUGCAAGCCGAUCCUUGUGCUUCUUCUUCUUCAUGGCGGUACAGCUCAUCACUGAAAUCAUAUCAAUCACGAUUGCUGCGGAGCUACUUGACCGUGAGCUCUUGUUUACGCCGAUGCUGCUGAAUUUUCCCGUCGGCCUUCUAUGCUUGGCCACGCUUUGCAUAAUCCGUCCCGGCGCCGCUCAUCCGUCUACACGACAAACGCAAGGUUCCGCAUACGAGCCAGACAGACUGGCAGAGGGAGAACCAGCAGCAAAAAUCCUCGAGGCGACGACUGACAGCCUUCUUCGAAAGAGCAGUCACAUCCUCUCUGAACUCCUACACGACUGGAAUGUGAUUGCGCUGCUGGUGACAGUCCCGGUAGCCAAGCUCGUAAACCCUAUCACCGAGCUAAUGCUUCAGUAUAUUCCCAAGAAGUUCGAUUUGCCACUUGCAUCAGCUAGUCGCGCCUUGUCCAUUCAAGCAGCGGAAAGCUUGAUCGUGCUUGCCGCCAUUCUGCCAAUCCUCAAGAAUGUCAGCCAAGGCAAGUUUCAUGCCGUACCCGCAAAGGUGGACCUCUUCAUUGCUCGAUAUGGCUUCAUCGCUAUGAGUCUCGGCUGCCUCAUAAUGGCGUUAUCCCAAGCCUUGGGGGGCUUUGUCUUGGGGUUAUUAGUGUUCACGCUGGGCUGCGGCGCACGGCCAGCCUUGCAGUCCCUUCUAACUGAUUUGGCCAGGCGUGAGCACAUAUCUAUUCUCUACGCUGUUAUUGCCGUUUGUGAUGGCAUAGGAUCAGCCUCCGGUGCGUUCAUACUCAACCAAUCCUUUGCAAUGGCGCUUGGAUGGGAUAGCCAGCUGUAUCUCGGAUUCCCAUUCAUUAUUGGCAUAGCGUGCUAUGUCUUCGGCUUCAUUGCAUCCAUGUCCGUGGGGCUUACAGGAACUACUGGAAUGAUUCCACAGACUUAG